Messenger RNA from Ornithorhynchus anatinus (platypus), 7349 nucleotides. RefSeq names its product collagen type XXIV alpha 1 chain (gene COL24A1). The transcript is spliced from 60 exons. Bases 800 to 5953 code for a protein of 1717 amino acids. Gene Ontology annotation, molecular function: extracellular matrix structural constituent. The record is from RefSeq and is a predicted model, not a curated record. NCBI's taxonomy places the organism in Eukaryota, Metazoa, Chordata, Mammalia, Monotremata, Ornithorhynchidae.
CUUUGCCACCCUGCUCUUUUCUCACCCUGCUCCUUUGCCACCCUUCUCCUUUGCCACCCUGCCUCUUUCCACCCUGCUCUUUUGUCACCCUGCUUCUUUCCACCCUUCUUUGUCACCCUGCUUCUUUCCACCCUUCUCCUUUGCCAACCUGCUUCCUUUGACCCUUCUCCUUUGCCACCCUGCUUCUUUUGACCCUUCUCCUUUGCCACCCUUCUCCUUUGCCACCCUGCUCUUUUGUCACCCUGCUUCUUUACCACUCUGCUCCCUUGCCACCCUGCUUCUCUCCACCUUUCUCCUUUGCCACCCUGCUCUUUUGCCACCCUGCUCUUUUGUCACCCUGCUCCUUUGCCACUCUGCUCCUUUGCCACCCUGCUCUUUUGCCACCCUGCUCUUUUGCCACCCUGCUCCCUUGCCACCCUGCCUCUUCCCCACCCUGCCCCUUUGCCACCCUGCUUCUUUCUCAUCCUGCCCCUUUGUCACCCUGCCCCUUUCCCAUCCUGCUUCUUUGCCACCCAGCUCUUCUGCCACCGUUCUCCUUUGCCACCCUGCUUCUUUCCACCCUGCUUCUUUGCCACCCUGUGUCUUUGCCACCCCGCUUCUUUAAUACCCCGCUCCUUUCCCACCCUGCUUAGCCGGGAGGGCCGAGACCUCUCCGUGGCUCUAUUAUCAUUACUGUGAUCGUUAUUAUGAUUCCUUUUUUUAUUCUUUCCUUUUCACGGGGCGGAACCUGAACCUCCAGCGGGGCAGAGUCGGCUUCUGUUUUCGGUUAGCGCUUCGCUGCUCGGACAGAUGCAUACAAAUGCAUUUAGGAGCCCCCAGGACAAGGCGAGGAAAGGUCUCCCCCGCGGCAGAAGGGAAAAAUCUCUUCCUUCUUAUUGCAUUAUGCAUAGCUGUGGGAGUUGUACAUGUGCAGGAGCAAGGUAUAGAUGUCCUUCAACAACUUCUCCUUGGAGGCAACGAUGUAAGGUAUUCAUCAUCGAUGACCGCCAGACCAUGGUCUUCUACACCAGCGCCUUCAGGGCUGUGGAUCACAGCACAGGGAAUCAUUUUAACAAGCAAUGCUCAUAUCGAGUUACCUGUCGGGAGGAUUUUACCACCCAGUCUGGGGCAGCAUUUCACAAUAAUAAUCGGGUUGCGCUCUUUCCAAAUAAACAAUGCUUUUCUCUUCAGCAUUAGAAAUAAAAAUAGACUGCAGCUCGGAGUCCAGCUGCUGCCAAAGAAGGUUGGAGUAUAUGUCGGAGGAAAACAGCCUACGUAUUUUAAUUACAGUGUUUAUGAUGAACAGUGGCACUCGUUCGCCGUUCACAUCGGGGAGACAACUGUCUCCAUGUUUGCUGAGUGUGGAAAGAAGCAUUUCAGCAGGGAAAUAUUUUCCAAAGUGCAGACAUUGGAUUUCAAUGGGGUGUUUACUUUAGGAAGCAUGCACUCUCAUUCUGUCCAUUUUGAAGGAGUAAUAUGUCAGCUGGAUAUCAUUCCUUCAGCAGAAGCCUCCGCAAACUAUUGUAGAUAUGUGAAACAGCAGUGUCGUCAAGCCGACACUUACCGAUCUCAGCCUCCCCACACAACAACUCUGGCAGCCCUGGUCUUGGAAAAUUCUCCAUCUAGCGAGCAGUUUGAUGAAGAAACCCGACCUGAACACACACCAUUUUUGAAGGAAAAAGGGAAUGCAAACCUUUUUGGGAAUGAUCAGGGUUUAACACAUUUAGUGCAGGAGCCCUGGAAAUCGAACCAUCCAGGUACAUCAGUUUCCUCGGGAAAUGCCAGUUCUGUAAACCUUGAAGAUAAUGGAUUUUGGGACGUGGAAAUUAAAGCUGGAUCACCUACCGAGCCAAAUUUGAACCUGUCUGUCCCCCGCCUCAUACUCAGUGAGACAAGGAUGGUGACCGAAAAGAAAUCAAAUUCCCUCCAAAAUGUUUCAUCCAUUGGCGCCGAAGAUGCCAAUGGUGCUGUCCAUCUCCCUCAGCCUCACGAUAAGCUGCCCUCUAAUCUCCCUCCCAUAACGUUAGUUAGAUUUCAACAUGAAAGGAAGGAUGUCUCGGCAAAUCACCAGAAGGAAGAAUUUGUGAAAGCGCAACAGGGUUUCAAUUCAACACUGAACAGGGCUACACCUGAACCAUCUGGAGAGCAUAAUCAUCUUGUUUCACAGAAGGAAGGGGAUUGGGAGACUGAUGAUACAUUUCACACCGGAAAUUAUGAUGAAACUGAACUUGAGAGUUAUGAUUAUCAUUAUUAUGAGGAUCUUAAUGCAAUGCUCGAAAUGGAGAUAUGGAGAGGACCCAAAGGAGACCCUGGACCACCCGGUUCACCAGGUCCCAUAGGUGUCCCUGGUCCCUCGGGGAAGAGAGGCCCAAGGGGAAUACCGGGGCCACAUGGGAAUCCCGGCUUGCCAGGACCCCCCGGUCUGAAGGGUCCUAAAGGAGACCCAGGUUUAUCUCCUGGUCAAGCAAUUCCUGGAGAAAAGGGUGAUCCAGGACACUUCGGAUUAAUAGGUCCCCCCGGGUUUCAAGGUGAAAAGGGUCCCAAGGGUUAUCCAGGACCACCGGGUCUACGAGGUGAGCAAGGAAUUCCGGGAACAACUGGCAGUGCGGGAUCCCCCGGUUACCCUGGCAGGCAGGGUUUAGCUGGACCAGAGGGUAACCAAGGCCCUAAAGGUGUUAGAGGUUUCAUUGGCUCUCCCGGACUGGCUGGACAAUCUGGCCCCGAAGGAGAAAGAGGGAUUUCUGGACUACGAGGAAAGAAAGGCCUUAAGGGGAGACAGGGAUUCCCAGGUGAUUUUGGGGACAGAGGUCUCCCUGGGCCAGACGGCAGCCCGGGAAUUGUUGGUGGCGUUGGUCCUCCUGGGUUUCCUGGACUAAGAGGUAUUCUUGGCCCCGUAGGACCGAGCGGACCUCCUGGGAUUCCUGGGUCGAUGGGUGUUCCAGGAAAUAUUGGGCCACCAGGAAACAAAGGUGAUAAGGGGGAACAAGGAAUUAUCGGUGAGCCAGGAGACCUUGGGUAUCCCGGAGACAAGGGAAGCAUUGGUUUGCCAGGGCCACCAGGGAUGCGGGGAAAAAUGGGACCAUCUGGACAAGUAGGUGAUCCCGGCCCCCAAGGACCACCUGGUACUCCAGGACCGGAGGGUUUUCCAGGAGAUAUUGGUGUUCCCGGUCAGAACGGUCCUGAAGGUCCAAAGGGACUUUUGGGUAGCCGAGGCCCUCCAGGACUGCCAGGCCCCAAGGGAACUGAGGGAGAAGAAGGUCCAGUGGGUACACCUGGAGGUUUGGGACCAACGGGAAAACCAGGCCGGAAGGGCUAUGCCGGUGAACCAGGACCAGAUGGAUUGAAGGGAGAAGCAGGAGAUCAAGGAAACCUUGGAAAAAUUGGUGAAGCAGGACCUGUUGGCUUAACUGGAGAAGUUGGAAUAACUGGAAACCCGGGUGAAAAGGGAGAGCGGGGAAGCCCGGGCCCAGUGGGUCCCCCUGGAGAAAAAGGCGUCACGGGGUAUCCAGGUCCUCCAGGUGUUCCAGGACCCUUAGGUGCUCCUGGAUUUCCUGGUCACGUAGGAGUAAGAGGACCUCCAGGCAUUCAAGGUCCCAAGGGGCGGAGAGGGCCAAGAGGUCCUGAUGGUCUCCCAGGAGAGCAAGGCAUACAGGGCUGUAAGGGAGAAAGAGGUGAUCAAGGGAAAAAAGGCCUUCACGGAGUUAUCGGCAAAGCUGGGAACCCUGGAGAACGAGGUGCUCAAGGAAAACCUGGUUUACAAGGCCCCCCUGGAAGCACUGGAGACAGAGGGCCUACAGGAGAACCAGGACCCCGGGGACAACAAGGAGAUGCUGGUCCUGUAGGAGAAAUGGGAGUUGAAGGUCCCCCUGGCAUUGAGGGAGAAGCUGGUCUUCAAGGGGAGCCUGGUGCAAAGGGAGAAGUUGGACUUGCAGGUGGUAUCGGAGGUCCGGGAGAAGCAGGAGUGAGGGGUGAACCGGGAGCAGCAGGGGAAGAUGGUCAUCAAGGGAAAGACGGAUCUAAGGGGAAUGCAGGAGACAGAGGGCCUCCUGGAGAAGAUGGAGACAAAGGAGAGAUGGGAAUUCCAGGGAUCUCGGGACCAACGGGUGGACCUGGCAUAAUAGGCCUCCCAGGCUCUGAAGGAACCCCGGGAAAUCCAGGUGAAAGGGGCCGGCCAGGAAGAAAGGGAGAAAAGGGCCAGAUGGGACCAGCCGGGGAAGUCGGAAGCACAGGACCUCCUGGCCAGCUUGGGGAAGGCGGUCCAAAAGGAGCCAGAGGAACUAGGGGCCCUGCGGGGCCUUUAGGAUCGAUGGGUCCUGAAGGAGAACCAGGAAUUCCAGGAUAUGGGGGUCACCAGGGUCAACCGGGACCUUCUGGCUUGCCAGGACCUAAAGGAGAAAAAGGUUUCCCGGGAGAAGACAGCGGAUCACGGGGACCACCUGGGGCUCUAGGUGAACCAGGUCCAAUAGGCGAACGAGGAGACAGAGGAGAUCAUGGAGACGAGGGCUAUAAGGGUCACAGAGGUGUGCCAGGACACAGAGGGGCCAUUGGACAGCAAGGCCCACCAGGAGAACCAGGUGAUCUGGGUCAACCAGGACUGAAAGGGGAGAGAGGAUCUCAAGGUCCUAAAGGCAAGAAAGGAGCAAGUGGUCCCCCAGGAAAACGUGGAAGUCCCGGACUAGCAGGCCCACCUGGACAGAAAGGCACACCAGGCUACCCCGGAGCAGAGGGCCUCCCAGGAAAUCCUGGAAAAGCUGGACUUCCAGGAAGCCCAGGACUCCCCGGCAACAAAGGCAGCACUGGAAGAGCCGGACUGACUGGAUCUCCAGGGCCUCAGGGAGCGAAGGGAUUAUCCGGUGUGCCAGGGAACACCGGAGCCCCAGGACUGAAGGGUGAGCAAGGAUUGCCGGGACACCCUGGGAAGCAAGGUGAGCGUGGUCAUCCCGGAGCACCAGGAGAUCAAGGACUGCGUGGUGAUCCUGGACUGAGAGGGCAACCGGGGGACCCUGGUGAUCAAGGUUUGAUGGGUUUUCCAGGAUUCCCGGGACCGAAAGGUCCCGAUGGAGAUGUUGGUUUAGUUGGAAUAUUAGGUCCUAAAGGUCCUAAUGGCCAAAUGGGAUACACUGGUCGUACUGGAAGAGAAGGCUUCAUAGGCCCAGUAGGAAAACCUGGACCCAGAGGUGAAAAAGGCCAGAGGGGUGAAAUUGGCCCACAAGGACCUCCAGGUCAUCCAGGACCUCCGGGCCCACCGGGAGCACGUGGUCCAAGAAAACAAAUGGAUAUCAAUGCUGCUAUUCAAGCCUUGAUUAAAUCAAAUGCUGCACUACAGAUGGAGGCCUACCAGAAUACCGAAGUGACUUUAUUCGACCACAGUGCUGAGAUAGUCAAAACCCUGCACUACCUGAGCAACUUACUGCACAGUAUCAAGAACCCGCUAGGCACUCGAGAAAACCCGGCACGUAUCUGCAGGGAUUUGCUCAACUGUGAACGCAAAGUGUCGGACGGGAAAUACUGGAUUGAUCCAAAUCUUGGAUGUCCUUCAGAUGCCAUUGAAGUUUUCUGCAAUUUUAGUGCCGGUGGUCAGACCUGCCUAUCUCCUGUAUCAGUGACAAAGUUGGAGUUUGGAGUUGGAAGAGUUCAGAUGAAUUUCCUUCAUUUACUGAGCUCGGAAGCGAUCCAUGCCAUCACCAUUCACUGCCUGAACACAUCAGUCUGGACAACCAAGAGGGCGAGUGCUCCGGGAAUGUCUGUAAGCUUCAAGGGAUGGAAUGGUCAGAUGUUUGAAGCCAACAGUCUACUUGAACCAGAGGUGCUUUUCAACGAAUGCAAGAUCCAAGACGGCAGCUGGCGUAAGGCAAAAUUUCUUUUUCACACUCAGGACCCUCAACAACUCCCAGUUACUGAAGUGCGCAAAAUUCCUCAUCUCAAAGCAGGACAGCGGAACUACGUUGAAAGCAGUUCUGUGUGCUUUCUGUGAGAUUUCCGAACCGGGUCGGGAUUCCCUGCCAUGAUUGGGGAACUGCUGCGGUGUCUAAUCAAGUUGAGUAAAAAGAAAAACCUGACAGCGUCAUCGUUAUGGAACUGUGGAAAAUGAGCGAAGGCGAAAUCUUCAAAGUAUCUCAGGAAGAAAAAGACUUCCUCCUAAGAAGGAGAAAUGGCAUUUUUUUUAAAAAAAAAAAAAGUAGGACCGUAACGUGGAUAAAGUAUUUAAAUAUUGAUCGGUGCUUGAUAUCGAUCGGUAGAAUAUCCUGGAACUGAGAGCCGCGUCUUGCAAGUGGAAUCCUCCAAGAUCUCGUGGGUCCUGAACCUAUUUUUCAGCGCUAUCCAAGACACCCUACAGACAGCUAGAGACGUGCAGUACUCUGGAGCAUACUGGUUAGUGCUCCCAAAUGUGCAAUAGCUUCUGUCUGAGAAAAAAUUAAGCCACAGUUCAGUACAUCUUUUUUUCCCCCAAAUACUAAGCUGUAUCCCGCUCCCUCGCGGGCAAGUACAUCUUAGCCGACGGUACACUACCUCUUACGUGUCGCCUGUUUGUGUUCGCUUGGUGCUCCUCCUGAUAUGCGGUGCUCUGUGGCAUUGGUAGAAAGUAUUUGAUUCCCUUUUCGUCGUUGUCGUUCUUUAAGGCUGUAUGUACUGGUUACAUCGAGAUACGUUUGGGUUGUUCGAGAACUUAUUUUAAAUUGUUUGGUCACAUAAUUCAUUAUCAGUAAAACAUUAUUUAUGUGAAGCCCUUGUUCUUUUUUAUUUUCUUUUUGCGGGCGUGGAAUAAAAGUCAGCACGUUGUAUCUGGUGCUGAUACACAGCACGGUUUGUUUUUCGGUUAAGGUUACUUUUUUAAUCGUUGCAGAAAUUUGUUGUAGAACCGCUUCUUGGCAGUAGUAGAUUUGGGUUUGUAGCGACUGGGAGAGAGUUGACUGUUUUAAACAUUCGUGGUCAUCUGAGAUGAUGUUUUGUAUAUAUAUUUUGUAACUUUUUGAAGAUUUUAAUAUAGCAUAACUUUUGAAUUGCUGCUGUUUUAAAUUAUAACCACCAUAAAUACUUCAGCAUAUUAGAAAGUCCGUGUUUUCUUUGUAUGAGAAGAUUCCAUUUCACUUUUUUUUUUAUUAUUAUUUAAGGCUUUUGGGCCUAAAAGUUUCCAAGUCUCCGGCUUUUUUAAGCAGCGUCCAGGGAAAGGAAGGUUCUUACCAUUCAAAAAUAGGCUAAGCGAGCCCUAAGCCUUGUCAGAAGAAAUGUUCACUCAGCGGUACCAGAAAAAAGAUUAUAACCUCUCUGUGUUUGGAAAAAAUGUGCUCAUACAUUUUGGACAUACAUUAAGCCACAGCAAAUCACACUUACCCAACUGUAAUAAAAAAAAGGAAAAGCGAUUCAAACCA